Messenger RNA from Porites lobata, 40052 nucleotides. NCBI's taxonomy places the organism in Eukaryota, Metazoa, Cnidaria, Anthozoa, Scleractinia, Poritidae. The record is from the annotation of a GenBank genome assembly.
AUGGAAGAGAAAAAAGAAGAAGUACAGUUUUACAUAUGCGGAAUCUUUCGGCCAUUUGAAGGUAGGAAUUUUUCUUUUUCUUAUAAACACUUUCAUGGAGACCUGCGGGGGAGUGGACGGUACUUAAUUUCAUGAUUCCUGAAACCCUUAACCUACUUAGACCAGAAUACGUGUUUUUUCCCUUCGCUAUUACAAACCUGAUCCGCUUGUAGCGCGCAAAACAGACUUAAACGGUUAAAAUCCACCAGCGAUCUGAGAUGAAACUGUCACUACCCUUUGGCCCCCCAUAGACUGCAAAACAGUCGGUUUUUUUUCUCAUAAUCACUAAAGAAAUCGGUAAAACGUGGCGUAAGAGUCUUGGGCGCGCGAAGUGCGCGAGCCUCACACGCCCGUAGGACCCCAAUCUCGCUCUCUGUUUUCAGCCUCAUUCCAGACCUUUUGUUUGACUAUCCGCGCGUCCUUGAAUACGCAAAAAUAUGGACUGUUUUGUAGUCUAGGCACCUCAUGGCCACAUAUCUUUGUAUAGCUGACAUAGUGGGGUUCCCCCUGGGAAAUGAAAAAUCUUUUGCAACUUGUUGAGGUGCAUUCCUUUAGUAGCAGGAACUGGGGAGUACCUUAUUAUAAUAACUCCGCAGUAGCAGAGGUUUUAUAACAGCCUCUGUCGGUCAACAACUGUGUAUGAUUCAUCCUAGUUGUUCUGACUGCUGUUCUGGGACACUUAUUUCCAUUCAACAAAAAUGUUGGUUUAAAAUUUCAGAAAUUUUACAUGCCCAAUAGAACAGUAUAUUCCGGUUGCAAACACUCACCCCAACUCAAGCCAUUGUGCAUUUGGUUAUUGUACUGGUUAUCAGGAUACAGAAGCGCCAUAUUGGAGACAAUAAUUACGUAAAAUGGAAAUGGACAUUUUGGUCCAGUAGGACCAGUCAAAGAAGACCAUCUUCAAAUGUGGCCCCUAAUAUUCCGGUCGAACCGGACUGAAAUGGUCCGUUUUAUUCCAUUUUGGGCUGAAUGGAAAGCACCCAUGGUUUUCUGUUCAGCUGGAGCAGCCUCUUUUGUAGCAGGCUGUAAUGUAUGAGUGAUAGUCACUGCCACAAAGAUCAUUAAUUUGCAUUGUCUCAGGUCUCAGUUGUUGCACUCCUAUCAGCAUUCCCACUUCUCUUCCCCUGGCUUGAGGUGUUGGUUCAGUGUACUUCCCCACCUUGUUUUCAGUCUCAGUGCCAUGAUUUCAAUUGCAUCAUAAUUGCCAUUAACCUGAGGUAAUCCACUGAAAAUAGUCUUCACUGUCAGUCCCAUAUGGUGUCAAAUUCCCCACCUUUUAUGUCAAACACACAUGUCAUGGGUCCCAGGAGGGGGACCCAUGACAAGGUUUUGCCAGAGGAUCAUGUUGAUUUUCCUGUACAUUAGUUUUGUAAUGUGAUCUUGUGGGUCAAUGGACAGCUUGGACUGGACAUUAAUCAAGCAUGCCAUUUUAAAUUUGAAUAAACCUUUUAUGCUGUUUGUAUUUAUAAGACCACAACAGCUGGAAUCCCCUUCAUGACUUAAGAGUAAUUUUCUUACCGAACUGACAAAAGAUCUUUCUCACCUUUGUUGACUGCAGAGGGUAAGAUAUUAUAUUGGUUACCAUAGAGGUAUAGGUUGCCAAGUUCGGAAGUAGUUGCUUAGGAGAUAAAAGAUAGUGAGGAUUUUCAAGAACUUUUUGAUAUAUUUUUAAUAUAUCGUUUCUCUGCUGAGUAAAAAGAGGUACUUGUGUUUUUGUACUUCAGAGUAUUGUUCUUAUUUAGAUCUAUAUUUCACAUCACCCAAGGUUGCCUUCAUAGGGAUGCCUCUUAUAGGUAUUACAGCUGUGCCAUGAAAAAGGCAUUUUAAGAAAAUAAAUGUGUUUUACAUGUUAUUUAUUUUAUUAACAUAAAAUAUCUUCAAUAUGAAUAUAAAAUAAAUAAAAACUGUCUAAAUUUAAUUAAAUUAUUGAAACUCCUGGUUGUUUGCUUUUUGUUCAAUGAAUGCUGCAAACAAAGCUGUAUUCUCUCAAACAAAAAGGUUGCAAAGUUUCAAGAACACAGCUAAUUCUUUUUAUUGUUAUUCUUUUCUUUAUUUAUUAACUACUGACUACCAUAUCAAGUCCUAACAUCAAUGUACAUAUAACGUGAAAUUCUUAUGGAAUUGUUUUUGUGUCAUGAGAAAAAAGCCAGUAAGGUGCGAGGAAACUUAACGGCAAACAGCAAUAGUUAUUGAUGUAGUUUUGAGGCUUGCUUGUUUAUCCUGAACUUUGCUGUUAUUAGUCAUUACACAGUCAGCAAUUCUGCAGAAAUAUUUUUUCAGGUGUUCAUGGUUUUCUUAGUUUGACAGUAAAAACUUCCUACUGAACUCAGAGAGAUUUUAUUCAGCAUUUCAAUAUUUUGUUGGAAUCAUUCAAGUUUCAUCAGCAAUGACAUCUAACUUACAAACUGAAAUCAUCUGACCUUUAGGUGACAUAAUCUCAAGAGAAAAUCAUAGACAACCGAAUUAAAGGACAAGUUCCUCAUUGUGAUUCAGGCUUAAUCUCUUUUAAGCCGAUGGCCUCCUUUCAACUGUAAGUUGAUUGUCACUGCUGAUGAAGUUCCAGUGAUUCAAACAAAUAUUCAUAAAUUGCAAUCCUUACUAAAAUCACUCUGGGUAAGUAAGGGAUCAACUGAUUGAGUUAUCAGCAUAUACUAAUAGGCAUUCUCCACACCAUUCUUCACACACUCUUUGUGUUCCAAAUGAAGAGAAUUUGUUUCAUGUUGAAUAUUUUGAACAGUUUAUUUCUUCCUUCAUGAAUAAACAAAGAAUUUUCAGGAAACAUCACUUAAGAUUCUGGUCUCUAACUAUUAAUGAUUUUAAAAUAGAAAACUUUGGAAAACAAAGUUUUUUUUUUUUUGCUCCAAGUGGCUAGUGCACAGCUGUGAUGUGACAUGGAGAGAUAUAGAUUAUUAAAACAGACUCUCUGAUGCCAAUUUUAUUGAUCCCCACAUAGAUUUUGUUUACUUAUAUUUGCAUAUCUAAGAAGAAAUUGGCUAGGUAAAAUAAUAGUUUAAAUCUAGUUAUUAAAAAUAUGUCUGAAUAUUCCUGUUUGGUUUAUUUUGCUGUAGUAUUUGUUAGCCUUCCUGUUGUCAAAUGUUGAGUAGCUAAUGUAGCCACGUUUUUGCUUGUUAGUAAAUUCCAUGAUUGUAACUAUUAAAAUGAAACAUUCAAAAGCUGCAUGUACAGCUGAGCUGUACUUUGACACAGUAUUGUUUAGUUUAUUGCACCAUGUGCUACAAACACAGCAAACAGGUGAGUGAUAUCCCUCCUCAGUGCCAUUUUUUCGUGUUUCCACACAAUCAGUUAAAUUUUCUAACUUUGUCUUCAGUUUUAAAAGAGCUCUUUCGAGUAUGGGGUGUAUUAAAUUUGUAUACACUGAACACAUAUAUAAAUCUUCUGAACCCUUUUGUUCCAGGAGUCAAUAUGGCGAAAGAAGAAUAUUGUUUUUCUUACUUUUGAGACUGUGGAUAAAUUCCUUUGAUUUUACCAUGUGAAUGAAACUUCUUAACUCACCGUUUUGCGUGGUAUCAAUUGUUUUUUAUGAAUUUCGAAAAGUGAAAUUUAGGAUUUUUCGCAAAUUUUCAUAUUGGCAAGUUGUUUAGAGUGAAACGGUUAAAAUGAAUCGCAUUGUCUCUAAUUGUCAGGAUUUCAGCAUGUCAGGCGAGAUGUCUCGCUUGUUGUUUUGUCUGGUUUAGUCAUCAUUUAUUAUCGCCAGAAAUCUCAGUGUUCCCCCAUAGAUGUAAUACCAUUCAUUCAUUCAUUCAUUCAAGUCUCAAGUCCAAGAUACAAAGCCAAAAAGACGCUUAGAUGGGCAAAAUAUGAUAAGAUUAAAAUACAUUCUAUUUAAGAAAUUUGAAAAAAGUAGGGACGGUGGGUUUCCUGCUUAUCACAGUUUGCAUUUUACAGAAUGUUUACCUACCUUGUGAACAAAUUAACUUUGUUUGUUACUGAUUUCUUAUAUGAACCUACCGAUCUUCUGAAAGAACGCGAAAUGUAUCAAAUAUUAAUACAGAUUUUUAUUGUUUCGUUUAAAUUACAUAUCUCACAAUCUAACUAAUAGCAUUACAGUACACAACAAAAAUUAAAAAAAACCGGUAGAUUUUGACAAAGUCCAAUAUGUGUACCAUGCAUGGCGACCAAAGUAGCUUAUAGAUUUUCGAGUUGGUCACUGCCACGUUCAAUGUGAUCAACUGAAGAAAGACAUUAUACAUUAUAACGUUAAGAGACAUAGCAAAAGGUGUACAUUAAAAUUUUAGCUGUUCCUAGUAUUUCAUUGAUAUAUAAAAGCAAAAACGUACAAGAAAUAGUAGAUAAGCUAUAGGCAGGAUGGAGAAAAAAAAUACUACGUCUCCGAGAAGACAGAUUUAAUAGAAGGUGCAGUUUAAAAUUAAUUACAAGCCGGCGUGUGUUCCUCACACCCUGGUUUUGAGUUUUAGUUGUUGCUCACGCUUCGCCGUUCGAAAUAUUUCGGCUAUCGAUAAUUUAUCUUUUAAUCUCAUUUGGGAAGAGUCUCCCCAUUAAGAUAGUAUUAUAAACAGUCUUAUUAGCGUGGUUUUGCGAACCAACCCACCAAGACCGUGGAAACUAGUUGGUCUGUAUUGUGUCAUGAGUCUUUGAGUCUUCCUCUUUUCCGUUUGCAACAGUUUCGCCUUUUUAUGAUCCAAUGUUGCCAUUUCCUUAUGUAGCUAGCAAAAAGUCCUUUUCGUGAUUUAAAUAUUACAGAAGUGUCGUGAUGUCGUUCCCAGCGAGUGACAAGCUAACAAAGUUAAAAAAACUAAGUUGGAAUAUUUUUAUUUAAAAGUCAAAACAAGGCAAAAUUGUAUUGACUUGUUUGCGGCGCGUUGUAAUUCUGUUUUUGUCCCUGCUUUGAAGUAAUGUCCCUUGUACAGACCUCAAGCUUUGGCUAGAUUCUCAUUGCAAGAGAUUUAAGUCAGGUUUUCUUUUUUUACUUUGCUCUUUUUUCUCUUAAAUAUAAAAGCAAUAAAGUAAUUCCUCAUCUUUAGAGAUAUUGCGGUUUUAAGUUUAAGAUUGGACCUAGUUUCCUGUUGCUAUUGUUGUUGGGUACUGCGUUCCUCAAAUGUGCUUCCGAAGUUUCCUUUUAAUUCUCGACCAGAUUUCAUUCGCGUCAAUUAGUUUGAAGACCUUGGCACAAUAACUUAACAAUUUAAGUACGUUAAAAAAUUAUGGACUGAUUUAUUUUUAGAAAUGUUUUAAUGAAAAAAAGAAGUGGAAGAAGUAUGUUAAAAAUACUGGAAAAGAGUCAAAAUUUACCAUUUGAAAGUGAUCCAAAAUUGAAGGGAAUGAUGGAAUAGGCCAAAUAGGAUUCAGAGGCCGAAGUUUGUCAUGUGUAAGCCCUUGUCAAAAAUCUUUCUUUCAACAAGCUUCAAUCAGCUCCAAAAAAAUGUUUUACAAUCACAUACAAGAAUACCACAUAACGAAGUUUUAGAAACUUUGGAGAAGCCGGUUGAAUUUUCGAAAUUCCCUCUGAAAACCACGAAUAAAUAUUAGUUAAGCUGUUAUUACGUACACUGCAGAUGUCUGCCGAGUUUCCGGUUGUCGUUGUCCAGUUAAAAUCAUAGUCGAAUCACAGUUAUUCAUACAGAUGUACGCGCCGAACGUUACUUUAUAAAUAAGCUCCUAUCGUCUACACACGUUUCAAUGGUUUUAUCGUCGUCUAAUAGUUCAGAAAUUGUUUGAGACGUUUAACACCUUUUAUAUACCUGUUGUUUUAUUAUACAAUUUAUACAUGCUACAUAUUUUAAUUGUAUAUACAUUAUUAUUAUUAUUAUUUCUUAUUUGUAAAUAAUUUUUAUAUUUGUGUCCCCAAUUAGUUGUGAAAACUAAAUACACUGACACAUUAAUAAAGCUUUUACUUACUUACUUAAAUGAUCAUGACCGCAAGAUAAGCCAAAAACGGUUGUCGUUUGUUUGUCUUUAUAGUAUUCCUGGAUUGUUUAACAGACAAAACUUGCAACGAGGUUUGUUAAAACUUGCCAAAUGUUUAUAUUGCCUGCUGUUUGAACAGCUUACCUCGGACCUACUUGUGAUUAAGCGAUUUACUGUUUUCAGACAAGUUAUAAUAGUGGCCGACUCUGUUUGUUCUCGUGUUUUUAAAGACCUUUAAACCGGCAGCCUGGCGUGUACGGGCGGAGACUUAUUGCGACCAUCGCCCACACAGGUGUUGUUUCAUGGCGAGACGUCUCCUUGUGGUGUUAAUAUAUAUUGCUUUAUACUUUUCAAUAUCCAUAAGAAACUAUUUUUGGCACAUAUAUCUGUACUUGAAAACAGAUGACCAUGCUCAUACGAUUCUUCCUUAAGCCCCUCCCGCGCAUCUUGGAAAGUUUUUGUCGUGUGUCUGUGUGUGUGCAUGUGUGGGUAUGUGUAAGUUCUUCCCGAUCUAAGGCGCUUCUCCUGACUGCUACGUGAGGGCGGUCAUCCUUCACUCUAUCCAGCCUUCCCAAUCCGAGGUCGCUCAGGAAGCCUCUUGCCUGUUAUUCUUCCCUCUUUAACUAAUGGGACAAGGUCGCCAUACCAUAGGCUAUGAUCAAGCCACUCUCUGUCUUCUGUUGAUAACAGAAAUGAUGGCCCUCUCCAAAUACUUUUUCUUUACAGACUUUGUCAGACCAAGAAGUGUUUAAUGCCUUCCUCCAAACGGCCACAUCUCACUGUUGUCCUGCCUUCACUUGUCAUCUUUCUUGAAUCUCCACGAUUCGGCUCCAUACAGAAGAGUACUCCAGAUGACAGUCUCUUCUUCAGGUAAACGCCGAAGGCUUUUUGUCAGCAGUUCUUUCCUUUUAGUAAACGCGUUCUUUGCUCGGGCUAUUCUCGAUCUAAUUUCCUUCUCACGAGAUCCAUCCUUCCCCUCCCAGGCAUCUUGGAAGGCUUCUGUUACUUUCUAUAAACUGUGGUCACGUAUGAAGUUCAUGUCACAUGGAGCUUUGAACUGCUAAGCGUCUAAUUUUUCGUACGGUUAGGGUGGUUCCGUGUGAACAGAACACCUGAACGCGCGGAUUUUCAACCGGUCGAAAACUCGUCCGGUGCCAUGUGAACGUAACAUACGUAGCCUCAAGCUAUCAAAAUGUGCACCCAUUGCCAAACGCGGGGAAAAUGUUUUGGCAAGCGCAAGAAAGCACCCCAAGCCAAGUUCUUUGUAGUUUUGACAAUCGAGAAAACAUGCAAAACGCGGCACCAAAUUAAUAUUUUAUGAAGUGGUCAUAUAAAGUUUUCCUCUGCUUUUGAUUGUUGAUACAUCAGUCGCCAGGGGCAUAUUACACUAUAAGUAAAGAAAAAAUCUCCUUUCAUAAAAAAAAGUUAUUUUUUUGGUCGCUGAGCUAAUUUGUUAAAUUUUAUUACAUGACCAUUGUGGCAUUUAUCGAGGAUAAAAUUGAUUAACUUAUCUUCGACGGGACUAAAGGAUAAGCAAAUUAACAAGGGCGGAUUACAUGCAUUCGAAGUAUGUCACAAUUUUGUUUGGAUUAAAAUGAUGCAAAAAAGAAAAGAAAAAUAGUGUUAUGAUUAUAACGGGUGAAAACUUGCAGAACUUUCAUAAAAAGUACUGGAAAAACCAUCUUUCGCUGAAUCUAUAAAAAUGCUGCAGCAAAACGUAUACCUGCAUGAAAGAUGGCAGAAAUUUUGUAAAUCAUCGAGCUCAGUGUUUCAAGAAGCAAACUUGUUGCUUAUAGCAGAUUUUCAAAAUUAUCUGUUUUUUAUACAUCAUUUUUUUGUAAUUUUUCUUAAAAGGGUCGGUUGUUCGGCUUUGUGCCCCUUACAAAGUAUUUCUACUUGGCGGCAGCCUGAUUUUUAAUACUUUUUUUUGCGUUAGGCAGAAACUAUAUUAAUACUUAAGACUUUUGCACCUGCCUCGGUUGCCUCUAAGCUGGCUAUGGUCCUGUGAUCUGGACCUUAUUUCUUACAACCUAACUCUUCAAAUCAAAAGAAUUUAGCAGGUGAUCUCUUCCACGAUUAAACGGAUUAUUUAAUCUUAUUUAAAGGUGUUUUGCCUAUUGUGCUACAGUCCAAAACUUUACAAUGAGAAUUUUCAAAUGUCAAAAUUUUUAACACACAAGGUUAAUUAACUACAACACUAUCCUGUUAAAACUCAGCGGUUUAAUUUACAUUUUGAGUUUGGUGUUCGUAUUGUUGUGUUUGUUAGGCUCUUCGAUUUCAUUUCUUCGGCCAUCAGAGGUUAAGAGCUGGUUUUAGGAGAUUUUUCUCUCGACAUGCAGUGUUAUUUACUUGUAAAAAUGUAUGGCUGAGCGGAAGUGUUCCGCGAGGUGAUGUAUUUGGCUCGAAUAAAAUUCCCAUUUUCGUUCUCUUAUCUCAAUCAAGAAUUAAAUAUGUGGAGUCGUGUAAAACGGACGCUUCUAACGUAUAAGUUUGUGAAUAAAAUCGUAAGUUUCAACCACUCGAAUAAAAACCGAACGAUAAUUCCGCGGUGUGUAUUUUGCUGUUUGUUAUUGAAUUUUCCACUCGUGCUUGGAGAAAUGGGCGAAAGCAGUAAUGACUGAAAAAAGCUACAAAGCUACUGUAACCUGUGUUAAGCGAUCAUAAAUUUUUGUAUUAUUUUUAACCCCCGUUUUCGAUUUUCUUCAGCUUCCUUCGUUGCUCCUUAGAAGAUCCAAGCAUUUAACUGUUUCUGGGUUUUUGAACGUGUCAAAUUACUUGUGACAAGAUCACGGAAGUUUUGAGACAAACCGAACUUUGUUUUACUGCCCAGCGCGGGAAGCUAUUAUAAAUAGAAAAUUUGCUUUUUUAAUCGACGAGGAAAGAAAUAAAAGCGAAGGGAUUACACUGGAUGAAUAUUGCUCUUUCAUCUUCAGAUAUAAACUUGGCACUCAGCAGAUCGUGUUUAAUUAUGUUUACUUUUAUGUUAAAUGACGGGAAAAGAGAGAAGGCUCGCAAAAAGUCACUCGUCUGAAGAUUUCAACAGUUUAAAAAUGUUUACGACUGUAGACCCCCGCGGCUUGAAAAAUUCGAUAAGUACUGCUUAAUGUUUCCCGAAACCAAAGUAAAUUACUUUUCGCUGUUGAUUUUAUUAAAACAUUUCUCUCUGCUGAUCUAAAAUUUAAAUACAAUAUUUUGAUUCGAAUUGGAAAUUUACGAGAAUUGGCAGGAAAAAUUGUCACGAAUAGGCAAAUAAACUAAUCGCAUGAAAAAUAUGCCAACUUCUAACGAAGUGAGCGAGUUUUUUUAUACUUUAGUCGCUCCAAUUCUGCAAUCAUGACAAGUGUUUUCAACUUACAUAUUGUUUGAAUGUAUUAAAAAUUCAAAAUGAACAAAUUUCGCUUUCAAACAUAAUCGUUCGUCAGCUUUGAGUCAAAUCUUCACAGAUUUCUUUAAAUCCGCGCGGGUUUAACAAAAAAAAUCAUCAUCUUCUGAUGAAAUUUUUGGUUUAUACAUUUACUGUCGAGAUAAGGGUAGACAGUUUUCGUUUUUUUCGAGCAUAUUAAUGUUUAAUCCAAAAUUAACCCGAGGGUGCUUCGAGGAGCGCGUUGCAUCUUGGGCAAGUUUUGUUUGCUAACUUUUCCCUUUGAUAGUUUUGUCAAAUGAAGUGAGAACAUGGGUCGAAGUUCCUGAAGAACAAGAGUUAAAACUUUGCGAUCGAGGGCGAUUCCUCCCGGAUAUAGCAAUUAACCUGCCCUUGUGUUCCAGUGGGGGAAAUUCACGCUCGAUUUGUUUUUCGGCGGUGGAGUUUUUUCCGGGAGAUCGGCACUCAAUUGCUCAGGUAGUAUUCUUCUUAGCUUGACUUCUCGUACGGUGACAAAAAAACUUUUCGCGUAUGCAAAUUAAUGGCAUUUGAACGAACAAAACGGGAGAAAGAAUCGAAAGGGAAUUCUGUGCUUUCUGGACGCAUAGCCUCAAGUAAGAACUGGCAAAUGUCGGGAACUUUUUCGGAUUGCGGUAACUUGAACUUGUGUGAAAUUUAUGGACUGUUGUUUUUCUUUGUCGAGUUCAAGCAGUUUUAAAUUUAUGCUUUUAGUCUGAUGAUAUAUUUAAAUAGCUGUAAAAUCCAUGUAAAUGUUUAGUUGUUGUUCGCUGGUGCAGAUAAUAGUAUCAGCUGUAAGAGCGAGGGGACAAAAGUUGAUGCCUUCCGUUCGAACGGGCGCAGUUGAAACUUCUAUCAGUUGGCGUAAUUUCAUCGGAAUUAAAUAUCUGUGUGAAGGGCUUUGGAUAAAAUUUAUCACGCCGGGAAUACGAAUUUUUAAUAAUUUUCGCCCUGUUCAAUUGUUUGUCUUACGAGGAGUAAGUUUAAAAUUCUGGAAAUGCUGGUGAUUUGCGAUGUCUUGUUUGGCAGAACGUAACGCGGAGCUCGCCGAGUCCGCAAAUAUUUUCUACCGCUCCAGAGUUAUAUUUUGACUUUGAAAAUUUCGGCUUUCAGAGGCCGCGCGCAUAUUGUUAGUUUAACUUUCGCUUCAGCCGAUUGCUCGCUCAUUUGGAAAAAACUAUUUUUUUCUUCCAGAGGCAUCAAGAGAAGUUGAGCGAUUUUUUUUAAAGAGCUGGCAAAGGGCAAGUUUCUGGUUUUAGAGGACAAGCCAUGGAAGCUCAGCGAACUCCUGAUGCGAACAGGGAAUUUACACUCCUGCGAGACGAUGGGCAACACAGUGCUGUCACAGGAUUUAAACGAGAGGCAAUAUCCCCGGAACUUGUGAGUAGACCUCUGGCUAGGAUACACUGUUUCCAGUUAAGGCCUUUUAUUUGGGGUAAAUUUGCUUCUGGUUUUGUUGAAAAGUUUGAAAAUAUUUUCUAGGUUUUGCUCGAAAGAUUGAAACUUGAUACGCGCACAAGGGUAUCGCUUGUAGCGUUCCUUGUGUAGAUUCGGAACUUGCUGCUGCAAGCAAAUAUUUCGUUAUCCCUGACCCCUUUAGCCGGAUAUAAGAUUUGCUCUGUAGCCACACUGGCCCUACGCCGUUUUCGGACGAUCAGGAGUGUUUUCACAGCGAUGGAAAAAUUCUCAAACCUUGUCGUGGUUUUGAAACUUUUGGUAGAGCGCGAACUAAUUUGCAUAUUUUUUUCUCCAUUCAUUCGAACAGUGUGUUGCGAAAACUUUUUUCGAAGUCAAAUUUUGUCUGAUUUUUGUAAUGUACUUGCUUACAACCUAACCACUGCUUGGUUUAGCACUUUUAGCAUACACAGCAUAAUCAUUCGAAGAUGCACGAAGAUAACCGAGCCAACGUUUUACUAAAUAUCUGUUCUUUACGCUUGUUUCGUGUUAUAUUAUAGAUAUGUAAAUUUCUACUUGUACUUUCAUGAAGAAAUGGCUUUCACCUUUGUUUAUUUCCUCCUGGAAACUAUUGAGUUUCGUCUACUUCAGACAUUUUGCCUCAAAAAUUUUCUGUUGUGGAUUGAUUUAAUUUUCUCUUAUUUAUUGUCUGCGUUGGUUACAAGUGAGGAUUUCUCUUCCAGCGAUGAUUAGAACUUACAUUUCGAGAAAGUAAACAUUAGCAGUUGUUUUCGCCUAUUUUAAAAGAAUCGAUCAUUUUUUUUUUAAAUCGGAGGCUAGCAAAAAAAUCUCGCUUGCUCAUACUGAGCGACGCAAUCAAAUGGAAUGUGGAGCAAAAAAAUUGCCCGAUUUUGUCAAACUCAGGACAUUUUGGACUGUAAUUGCCCCCCUCAUUGCUAUGCACAGAUGGUCUCUUUGCUAGCAGUCGGUGUUUAUAAUUCAGCAGACGAAAUAAUGAAAGUUCUGAAACUCUUCUCUUAUUUCGUUUGUAACUCGCGAUCGCCUUUGCCCUCUCACCGGAAGCGGACAGAUUUGAGAUUUUUUUUUUAAAAAAAGUGCAGUUAAGUUUGUUGGAUUUUCAUCGUUCAGGCAGUUUUCUCUUUAGUUGAAUGGACCGACUCCCCUUUUAAACUCUCGCUGUAUGGCUGUAAUCCACAAAAUUUCCGAAAAACAACCUAAUCGAGAAGCAUGGUAGUUGCUCACACAGAUGUAUCUCAUUGCAAGUUUUAAAGUAUCUUCUUGCAGUUCCAAAGAAUGUAAAUUUGACGAAGGAUUGGAAUUCUAAGCUAUUGGAAAGUAGAUAUGAGCGGAAUUUUUUAAUAGAGAAGAUAUUAUUUGCAGAUGGAGUGGGAAAUGUCUUCCUAAAUUGCCUCAGUGAUAAAAAACACACCUGGGGGAAUAUUUUUAUUAGUGUUAAAGCGUGGAGCAGUUAUUUGGGUGUGCAGUUAAUUUUGUGUUUUGGUUAGCUUUAGGGGAAAUAAGACUUGGAAAUUUUUACUGCUCAAGUUUAUCCAGCUAUCAAGUCUUAUGCAAAUAUAAUAGGUGUCAAGUUUAGGCAGAUGACACUCAUGAUGUCUUCCUAUCUAUUGCAUUUUGCCUUCAAACAAACUUUUUAAGAUGAAUUAAUGAAGCAAUCAACUCCUGCACCCUAGCUUGGUCAUUUAUUGUAAGAAAUAUUGUUUUGAGUCAUAAUCAUUCAAGCAUGAGAAGCUUUGAAUCUAUUAUGAUCAAAACUUUUUGUGAUAUUGAGAUCUUUCAUGGAGUUAAUUUGCAUAUCCAAUAUUUUUUGCCAAGCAUUCUAGAACUGCAUGGUGUAAACAGCCAGUACACCAGGGAUGCUUACUAACUUGUUGGUAAACAUUAAACCUGUGACCACUAACAAAAUGUAACCACUAUUUACAUUUGUGUACUUUGGCUGGUGACAGUUAGCUCUAUCAAUCUCUUAAGUCCCAGACUUCCUUCUGGAGUAAAGGUAUUACCCUUUUCAGUUUUGGGGUUUGUGAAGUCGGACUAUUUUCCUUUGGUUCUAAGCACUGAAGUGGACAUUUUGUUUUCUUAUAAUGGUGUCAUUUGUUUUGUAGAGUAGUUGUAACUUUUAAAUUGGUGGACAACUGAAAACUUGUUCCUUGUAAAAUUUCUGUGUUGCUGUUUGUUAUUAUAUAAAAUAGGGUAUAAUUUUAGAGUCUAAAAAGUGUAUCUUUUCAGUUUGAGGAUAAAACCUUUAGGGUGACUUUUCAAGUCAAACUGAUUGCAAAGUAAAUUUCUAUUGCACAGGUUGCCAUUGUAAGGUGGCUUUCAUUUAGGAUAAUUUUAUGAUUGAAAUUGUAAUAAGGCUUGACAGAACUAAGCUUAGUGCUGCUUUGCAAUUAAAUAACUUCCAUGCAAAUGGUAACUUUAAUUUAACUAGUCUGUGACAAUUUUUCAGAUCAAGUUGAUAAAACUAUAUAUAUCUGUGUGCUAAGUGACAUUGUUGGCGACAGGGGAAAGUGCUCUUACAUGUAGAUCUUUUCUUUAGUUUAUUAGCCAUUACUCUUUUCAUAUUCUAAUGGAAAGCUAAUCUUCCAGUAGAGGAGAACAGAACAGGGAAUGCACUAAGGGAGAUUGUUCUUCUAUAUAGCUAUGAGUUCAUGUCAAAAUUUCUUAUAGUAACAAAAAAAUGCAAGCCUGGACUGAAAAUUUGUCACUGUUAUGAAAAACCUAUUAAGAGUUAGUUGAAAAUAGUACCUAGUUCUCAGUUGUUAUUUAUACACAUUAUGUAUCUUGUAGUUCAAUGAUUUUUUCUUUGGUUCAAUUUUCAGCAGAGGUGUAGCGGCAACAUUAAUUUUGUUUACAUAGUCAUUAAGUCAAUCGAUGUCAGUAGAAGACACUGUUUUCUAAAAACAAGUUACUACUCAAUUUUCUGCUGGAAUGAAAGAGUGGAAAGAAACAACAGUGUUACUGACUCAUUAAAUUUUUGAAAAAGUUUCCGCAAUGUGUAUAAAGUGAAACAAUAUUCCACUCCUUUCCCUCAAAGUUUUUCACAUAGGAGUUAUGUUCCUUGAUGCUUUAUACUUGGGCUGUUACAGUGUGAGUCUAAGAAAGGACAUGUUGCAAAAGCUCGGGAUGUGUGAAUUUUUUAAUUUGAGUAUACAUUGGAGGGAUAGUUAAGAAAAAUUCCAAACUCUUACAUAUUUUGUUAAAUUUUGAUUUAAAAAAGUCACCAUACGAGAAAUACAACUAAAGAGGUGAAGUAUAUUAUUUAAGUUUUGUCUGAUAGCCUAUGAAGAGUAGAUUUUCUGGAAACCAUACUGUAAUCAGCGAUUCAAAGGUUACCUAUCCUGAUGGGCAAGGAUCUUUUGUUAAGUUAAGCUAGCCCCUGCUAGCAGACAGCCUAUUACCAACAUCUUGCCUUUUCAUUUUUGUCAAGCUAACAUCGAUUUUCUUUGUGGUUCACCGUCAAGAGGUUGGGAGACAAUUUACCAUGGGCAUAGAGGAAGGUAAAUGAGGUCAACAUUGUUGUGAAAUGCUUGAACAGAUUCCCUAUCCCUAAACUUUCAGUCUUCUAAAAGUCUAGUUUAGGGAUAGGGAUAUCUGUGAGAGCAUUGCACAAAAAUGUUUAUCGGUUUCCCUGCCAGUCUGCAAGUCUCACCCUCUCUGUACACCCGUUGUAACUUGUCUCCCCAAGUUCAUUUGAAUGGUCACAGGCCCCUUUAGUUUAAAAUCAGCUCUCAUGCCUAAAUGAAUAAGUGGAUGGGCCAAACAAAAGCAAAUUUCAACAUUUAAAAAGAAGGAUUUAAUGGAUCUCUUUACAAUUUUUCAUUUUCUUUCUGGGCAACAGAAAACCUCUUGGAGUCUUAAGCAUCCAUUGUGCAGUCCAAAAAACUUGAGAUACAGCGAGGAAAAUUUUCUUUAGCCAUGUUAAAACACUUUUCAGGCCAACAUUAUGUUCUCUAAGUCAUCAUAUUUUGAACCUCUUCUGCAUUAGACAAAUUUAUUAGCUACCAAAAAAAUGCGACCCAUAGCAAACAAUUUUCCUUGACCCCUUUUUUCUUUUCGCCUAUUUGUUUUUAAAAAAUAAGUGGCAUAUCUUAAGGUCAGACAUUUCUUGUGUGUUUUUGACUAGUAGCUGUGGUAUUCCUUAUGCUCACUAAAUUUUUCCUUCAAUUUAUGGAGUCAGAUAAUUUACAUGUACAUGUAGGUUCAGCUCAGAUGUCAUAUAAGACAAGCUUUUUAUGAAUUCAGCAUUUAAGCAUACACUUGUAAAUGAAUCUGCUUAUAGAUUCCACAACUGGAAUGUUCUUUAGAGGGCAACCUUUUAAUAGAUGUAAAAUGUAGUCUAGUUUCUGUCUUGUUUAGUUUUGUAGACACCUGGGUUUUUAUGUGCGUAAUUAGAGUUCGCCUAAUAAAAAUUCAGCAUAAACCUGGCCUUGCUAAGAUAUGGCGUUAAAAUUCAGAAGGUCUGCACAAGGGGUUAUUUUAUGAAAAGUGUCACUAAGGGCCAGGGGCUGGGGGUUGUCUCUCAACCACAUCUUUAUCUUAAGUGUGUCACCCGCAGCUACUUUCACAGGAAAAAAAAUAAAGGAAAAUAGAACCAAAAAAAGGUCCUAGUUGUUCAAUUCCCCACUUACUAACUUUGUAUUGCCUCAACAACUUGAAAACUCAGUGAGAGCCUUGUUGUUAGUUAUCAUAUCCUCUUUUCCUAUUUGAAAUUUCAAAAACAUGACAAAAAUUUAAAUGUGACUAUUAAUAUCAGCAGCAGUUUCUGCAGCUAAAAGCCUUCUGUUAAAGAUGCAAAUAGGCAAGCUGUGAUGGUACAUUCUUUUUGGAGUGGGCAAGCUGUGCCAUGAAUUAUUGAUUAUUUGAUUUUAAGACAUGGACAAGAGACUAAAUGUUCAAAGCAGAACAUUCACAAAUACGUGCAGAGCAUUUGGUGUUAUUCAACCAUGGCUGAACUUACUGUGACUUACUUAAGUUUGUCAGCGUGCAAAGAAAGUCGUGUGCAAUAGCCCAUGGCUAUUGGAUUUUGCGAUCUGGCUAGUGAAUUCUGUUCGUAACUUGCCAAAGGGCAAGUGAAGUUUUUUGGCAAAUUCAAAUUACAGAAGAACUGUAAUCAAUACUGCUCAUCAAAAUAUUUUUUGGGCUACUUAAAAAGACUCUUGGGCUAGUACAUACUACCUACAACUUGCCCCAAUGGCAAGCCAUAAAACCAACUUUCUUUGCAACCUGUUUGUAAUGAACUUAAUGCAUUCAUUAUCAGCUUCCCCAAAGAGGGUACUCAAGAGGUUGAUGUGUGGACUUUGCAAAUAGUGCAUUUUUAAGUUCCUGUGUUUCCUCAGUUGGUAGGGGAUUUUUUUCUAGCUAAGUGAAAGUCCCCAGUGGUUAGCAUCAUAGCUAGGGUGGAAGACAAGACUACUGGUUCUGAUAGAAAAUUGGACCUUGAAAUGUGCUUUCUUGAAUAUUCAUCAAUCUGCUUCAAAUCACUUCUAGUCAUUCUCUAUAAUACGCCAUCCAGUGGAAAAAUAUCUUGUUUGUCAUCGCAAGGAAAGAAAGACAAUAUUGUUGACAGAAAUAAUCACUGAAUAUAUUGCUGGAAUUGCUUUUCAGAAUUUUUAAGCACCUGUGCAAGAGAGUGAGGUGGAAGGUGGAGAGCAGUGUUCCAUUGGUUUAACUAACUGAUAAUAUUUAUGUUCUUCAUUGGUGUUUCAGGAGUUUGAAAAACCAAGAAAAGUCCCAAAACUGAGUCUGAAAAUACCAUACAAUACAAUGUCAAUGAUUGACUCUCAGUCAAAUGAUGAGGAGGAGGAAGAAGAGAGUUUUGAAGGUGAUAAAUUUGUCACUGAUUUGGAACAAGAACAUGAGGAAACAGCGCCUGCUUUGAGCUGUUAUACUUGUGGAGAGGAGAUUGACGGCAAGGAAAUUGUAAAAGGAGACAAAUUGUAUUGCAGCGAGGAGUGUAUGGAUAGAGAACGUCCAUCCAUUAUACCAGCUGAGACAACCAGAAGAAGGGUGAGAUAAUUAAAAAUUACUGGCCACUGAUAAUACUGUUGGCCUACAUUGUCCCUACAACACUGGAUACAAAACCUGUUGAGUCAAGUCACAAAAUACCUACUUUUUCCUGUCAUCCCGGCAAAAAUGGAAACCAUUGCCAAAUUUAUGCUUGUUUUCCCCCUUCCCCUUAUCCAUUGUUGUUUAGGAUAACAUGAGCAUUAUGCACAUUGGUUUAUUUAGACCAAAGCAACUUUGAAUAGGGAAAGGGGAGAGGUCUUAUUUUUUUCUGUUUAGAGGAGAGGGUAGCUACAUAAAAUGGCACGAAAGUUACAAAAUAGAUGAAACUGUCUAAACAGUUUUGUCUGGGGUUGUAGAGGUUUGUAGCAAAUUGACUGCCUCAGCCUGAAUAUUAGUACAGUCUGGAAGUGUGCUAAACUUCCGCUAUAUUUAAUUUAAUAAAUUAAAGUGACAACAGUCAAGUGUCUGUAUGACGGAAUUGGGGUUUAUACAUUGUAUGUAUCAUGACAUGGGGUGGGAGGGAAAUUGAGAGGACCGUUCAAUAAGUAGACAAAGGUCCAUCUUAAUUAUCAGUCAGUGUUUGUUUAAGAAUGAAAGCUACAUUUUUGUUAUGUUUUUGGAACAUUGGUUUACUAUGGCCAUCAUAGUACAAGUCCAAAAGCAAUGCUUCCCCCUCCCCCUCUCCCAGAGGUUGGUGAAAAGCUCUUUUAGUGUACAGUGUAGUUAGUGUAACUGCAAGUUAGUUUAUGAGCAAGCAAAGUGUGUAAAGAAAACAUACACCUGGACUUUGUUAAACUAAAAAGUCUUUGGCUAGUUCCUUCUCAUUUUGUCUUAGGAAGCUGAAGCAAAAUCUUGCCUUUCAAACUGCUUGACUUAUUGUUGUCUAUUGUUGGUGACAGCGCGAUGCUGUUAGUGAGUUCUUCACUUCUUGUGUGCCAGUCAUUACUUGGCUGUGUAGCUGCGUGAUGCGGUUCCGGUGGAGACCCACAAAUUGGCCCUUGCUCACCAUAGAGUCUCCAGUAGCUCAAGUGGUUAGAGCAUCCGACUAGAUCACGGAGGGUCGUGGGUUCAAAUCCCAUCUGGGACUCGGAUUUUUUAAUCCGAGUCCUCCUCAAAUUAAUAUCAUGUUGUUGUUGUUUCAUCUUUAAUAUACUCACUUUGGAGGUUGGUUGGCCGCAUCUUGGAUAUGCUUUAAGGUAAAAGCGCGAUGCUGUUAGUGAGUUCUUCACUUCUUGUGUGCCAGUCAUUACUUGGCUGUGUAGCCGCGUGAUGCGGUUCCGGUCGAGACCCACAAAUUGGCCCUUGCUCACCAUAGAGUCUCCAGUAGCUCAAGUGGUUAGAGCAUCCGACUAGAUCACGGAGGGUCGUGGGUUCAAAUCCCAUCUGGGACUCGGAUUUUUUAAUCCGAGUCCUCCUCAAAUUAAUAUCAUGUUCUUGUUGUUUCAUCUUUAGUAUACUCAUCCUGUUCACUAAUAUUAAUUUUGAUUAAUGCUGACAAGUUCUUUUUGUCUGAGCAGUAAAAUAAUAAUUAUGGUCUUGACUAGUAGCGUCUGCAAGGUUAAGACUGAAGCUCUCAAGCCAGAGGGAACCCAUGAACAGAGAACUUGAGCUUAACCUAAUUUAGCAUCCUUUUUUUGUUGUCUCUCAGGUUCAUGCAACAAGACAAGCUAUGAUGUCAGAUCAUGAGAGACCAGCCAGAGAUCUUAAGCGACAAUGUAGAGGUCUUGGAAUGGCUGGUAAGGCUCAUUUCACUCCAUCACAUCCUAUAGACCAUUUCCGAGUUUCCCCGUGCCUCUGUAUCAAAACGAAAUUAAGUGCUCAGCCUUUGAUAUGGAAAUAGUUUUUCAUUCUCAUGCAAAUAAAACUCAUUUUUGCAAGAAAGAUUGUGCACUUGGCCUCAUUUUGAAAGUGAGGGUUUUUGGGAACUCGGAAGUGGCCAAUUCGAUUUAUAACUGAACUGAGAGAAUUAAGUUGAACCUCUUUUAAGCAGCCACUCUUAAGAAAAGGCCAAGUGACCGUGUAAUGAAGGUUCCAUUCACAAUGUUCUACCGGCAAUUUUGUCCACCAGGACUCUUUAGUGACCUUAAGCAAGGACAACGACAACGGCAGUGAAAACGUCAGUAAAGAAAUUACUUUGCAUUCUUUCAAACUUAAUCACGUCUAUUUGGACCCGCUCAAUAUGUCAAAUGUAGGCGACUUUUCCUGGAGUUGAAUUCUUAAAGAUAUUAUUCAGGAUCAAAAAGGGGAAGGAAAAUUUGUUGUCAUAUGUCCACAUCCUCCAUAAAACAUCAAAUUAGGCAGUUUCAUGUCGAACUCGUGCAGUGGAUGUCAAAGAAUUGUACUAAAAAGCAUGAUGCACAUGUGGAGCUGUUGUUUCGAUCACUAAACCUAUUGUUUUUUUGAAGUCAUCGAUCAUUGUUGUCAUUGUCGUAGUUGCUUAAGAUCUCAUUUGUCUAGUAACUGGCUGGAGGGAGGCCACUUAUAGGCCACUUAUUAUAGGACUGUAGUCUUAACAAAAGUUUAUAUGUAAAAUACAAAAAUUUAAAACAAUACCAAUCAUGAAUAAUUUAUUGCUUUGUCUGCUUAGGUAGUCCCAUCAGUGCAGAGGCAGUGUUUGUUUUGCUUUGUUUUUAUAUUUGGGCAUUUUCAAGUUUUAACAGAAGACAUAAUAAAGUACCAAUAAGCCUUUACUGUCUUUUCUGAAAGCUUUGAACAUAAAAUAAAAUUUCCUCAAAGUAAUGUUCAACUGUCCUAAUAGGUAAGUUAGAAAACAGUUUCAUUAAAUUCAUGUGUUUGUUUCCUUGUAGCAUCUAUCCAAGAACUCAUUGGGUAAGUAAACAGAUAUUUAUAUACAACGUUCAGAUGCUGAUGUAAGAUAAAUAUUGACCAAUUUUCUUAAACGAGUGCCGAAGGAACAAGCUUCUGCGGGGGUUUGGUGGAAUGCUCCUCCUUGAAAUUUUUUGGAUUUUAACUCCCAAAUCUGACUGAUUUCUGUGGGACAGGGUGGAAACCGGUGUGGAUCUCCACCUGACAUUAGCUCACAAUAAAAUCAAUGUGAAUUUUCUGUAAAUGAGAAUUCGUAAAACGUCACCAUUUUGUCUUUACAAUUUGAUGACGUCAUCGUGAAAACCAUCUACAGUGUUCUCCUUAUUAGGCAGUAACCGGUAAAAUUUACCAUCUGAAGCAACACCUCUUACUGGCUGCAACUGCUUAAAGGUUUACUAAAAUAAUAUAAGUUGUUUUAAAAAAUAUGCAAGGUGUGAUCUGAUCCAAUCAAGGAAAUGAAUUAAUACAUGGAAGUGUACUAAAGUAUACACAGUUUUUCCUUUUUACGGGCCAUGCAUUUUGGAAAGAGAGCAUUUGAAGACAGAGUAAAAUAUUAUUAUUGGAAUCAAACGUUUCAAAUUGUUGUCUAAAGAUAAUGGCUGAUUUGUGUAAUAUUGGUCUUCAAAUGACGGAAUGCCGUUUCAGAGAACUUAGCUCCUAAAUUUCACAGUGAGGUUGAGGCCAUGUCCCUCACUCCACUACCCCCCCCCAGGAAAGUGUGCGUCUGGCACAUUUUUGGCCUUACCAGCAAUGAGUGGUCCCUGUUAGCUGCUGAGCUAAAAUUUAGGGAGAAUGCUGCAUCUGUUGUCUAUAAAACAUUAUUAAAAGAAGUUGAGGUGUCUGUCAGAGUUUCAUUGUGAAUGUAGUUACCUUAAUUUGGCUAUCCUCGAUUAUUAGCAAUUAUUUUUAAUAAAUAAAAUAUUUUUUAUAACUAUUAUUAUGCUAUCAUUGCACUAUUUACAUUUAUUUAAUUCAAUGAUAGACUAUUAGGUUUGAAUUCAAACUCUCAAGAAUAUAACUAUAACAUUCUGCUUACCCUUAAACCCUCCAUGGGUGUAGGGACUCCAAUAUGAAAGAGGCAGAGUUUCUGGCAUAAGCGACAGAAUGAGCAUCCCCUUCUCUUUCAUAUGGCAGGCUCUCUUGGCCAAAAAUUAAGCAAUACCAGGUUGACAAUGUCGUCUACAUCCACAGUUACUGUACUGCAGAAUCCAGCCAGAGCGGUGAAGGAAUUUAGUUUGUAAUAAUAUUACAUACUUAGAGUGUUUUCAUUGUCACAGAAUGAAAUAAUAAAUUUGAAACCAUUCAACAAAAGAAGCCAACAAAGUGAAAUGUUACAGAAGACUCAGGGCUGUGCUAUCAGAGCCUGGUAGCCCCUGGCGCCUAACUUUUGCCCUCGGGCGAGUAGAAAAUCUCAGAUUUUUCAUACAAAUCAUAUGCUGGGCACCCUAGAUUUUACAGUUUCAUAGCACUGAGCUCCCUUCAGUUUUCCUUAGAACACAGCCUUGCUACUUAUCCAAGUUUGACAGGUCUUUGCAGCGUACUGGUUUUUAGUUAUUUACCGAUAAGUUUCACACAUUUAAAUAUAGAGCUUUGUAUGGAGAGGCCAUGCUGGUGUACCAGCAUGGGACACCAAUGUGCAUAAACACAUUUUUUACUGCUUGAAAUGUUUAAACUGCUGAAAAUCAUAAGGAGAGAGAGCUUUUCCUUUAACGAGAUGUCUGUGCUGAGGCUACCACUAUGGUGUUAAACACCGUGGAAAUGUAGAAAUUCAAAAUGUUGCAUUUUCAAAAUAAAAGAUGCUAUGUGACCGUAAACUUCUACACGGAUUUCAUUUUCGAUCACCUUCAAUUUGGGGCACAUAAGAAAUUCAGAAGGCCUCGCUAUUUUGAUGUCUUUUUUAAUGACAUGGUGAAAAAACUCUAUUAGGUUGAUUUUAGGCCAUCAACAAUAUGAAAAAAGCAAGUGAGAAAAAAAAGUGAGGAAAUACAGAAGUCUGAUGCUCGGAAAAGAUCAAAUAGCAUCUGUUUUACUGAAAUUUAUGAAGCCUUGUCAAACAUUUUGAGACUACUGGAAAAAGCAAGUAAAUUAUCAUUAGACAUACUGCAGGGCUGUUUAAAUAAAUGCGUGGUCAUGGAGACCAAAAGCAAUUUUACUUAUUUGCCUUUUGAUAUUGCCUUCUUGUCAUCAUUUGGUGUGUUUUAUCUAUGAAAGUGAACCAAAAUUUAAUUUCCAUAAAAAUCAGCAUUGUCCAAUAGAUUGUUAAAGUAAUAAUAAUAAUAUCAUAAUUACUGACUUGUGAAUAUGUUCUUUGAAAGAUAUCAUUGUUAUGUUAAUGCCACAGCAUAAAAUACAAUUCACCUUUUAUAAUAAUGUUUUAAUAACAGCUGCUGCUGAUUCAAUGAACAAGUUUUAAACUACCAGUUUUCAAAAUGUUUUGAAGCAAAUGUAGUCUCUGUGCUGUGGAUUUCUAAUGAAUGCAUUCUAGUUUUAAAAUGUCAACUUGCUCAUGCAUCCAUUCAGAAACAGGAGUUUUUUUGGUUAAAUUUUUCAAAUGAAUAAUAACUUUGUGCAGCAUGAAUAAAGUGAAUAUAUUUUUUAACCUUGCAGUUCUGUUUCUUAAUGCUUCCUUAUUGAAACUUCAUUUUUAUUUCUUUCAAGUCUUUGAACAACCAUUCUUCUUGGAAUUAUACAUACACAUCCAGAGCUUGUACAAAAAAGCUAAUAAGUGACGGUGUAAACCCUUAUAAAACAGGCCGUUAAAUUUUCGGGCAGAAACUUAAGUGAAGUAAUAAACAACAAAGACGCAUUCCGACGACAGAAUAUCACACUGGCGAGCAUAAUCUGUGAAUUGUUUUCAAUUCAUAGUGAAAUUUUACUGUGAUGACUCUCGAAAAAAAAAAGGAACAAAAACUAACCAUCUCACUACUUUUUGUAAAGCAUUAUUCCACCUUUUAGGUCAAACAGGGAACAUACUACGCUAAUGUAAAAGAAACUUCUAAUGAUCAUUAAUGUCGUUUCAUGACUUUGAGAUUGUCCUAAUGCAAAGUAAGAUUUAAUCAUGGUAGAUUUUUAUUCUUCCUUACCAUAAAGUGAUAAUACAAUAAAAAACUCUGUGGACAUUAUGUCUGAACAUAGGUGGGAUUUUGUCAGACCCUGGCAAAUUUUGGUCGGCCAAUGUCCAAUGACCGACUGUUAUUUGCAGCCCUGUACUGUAGGUAUUUUUCGAUGUCUAGAUGUUAGUUUCACUGUCUUAAUUAUAACAUGGCUUCAGUAUUUUAGUGACUUAGUGUACCUACUAGAAAUGAAAACCUCCUAGAAAAGCCAGACUGGUCAUUUUAAUACAGUCAAACCUCAUUAAUAUGGACACUGAGGAUGCUAUAGAAAGUGUCCGUAUUAAUGGGGUGUCCGUAUUAAGCGGGUUGAAUUUAGAGAAAAUUUAAGUUUUUUCUUUCCUCAGGGACAAAGGAAACUGUCUGUAGUAAUUUGGUGUCCUUAUUUAGUAGGUGUCUGUAAAGCUGGGUUUAACUGUUAUGUGGUAGGCUUUUGAGAGUUUUCACUAGACCCCAGCACUGCUGUGCAUAGAAUUUAGGAAUAGACUGGUUUGGCUGUGGGACAGUUCUGACUAAAUUAUGCUAAAAUCUCUUCUUAACAGGACUGGUCUUGCAAGCCAGUUCUAACCAAUGGUAAGCACUCUUACAUGUAAUGUUUAAAAUUUGUUGUACACUCAGGUGUCCCACACCAGGAUGUGACGGAAAGGGGCAUGUAAAUGGAAAAUUUGCUUCACAUCGCAGGUAGGAAAUCAGCUGUUUGAGUGAUAAAUGAAAGAGUAUUCUUAUAACAGUCAACUACAGUACUAUAGUUGCAUCAAAAGUAAUAGUUUAAUAUUUAUUUUAUUAAGCUAGGAUACUGUGCAAGUAUGCAGGAGUAAAUGAUAUAGCAAAGAGCUUGAAGAUGAACAUUAAUAAUAAUAAUAAUAAUAAUAAUAAUAAUGAUAAUAAUAACAAUGGUUAAUUCACAGUGAUCCAUAAACUAAAAAUAUGGUUCUUUACCUUUGACUAAUCUAACCUACUAAGCCACUCAUCAGUUGGUGUAAAUAUCAUUACUACAAAACUAUGAACAGUGAAGUAAUAAUACAGUGCAACUAUUGUAAUUGGGGCCACUUAGACAAAGUUGACCAAUCGGGUUACAGGAAAAUAACAACACAUUCCAAGAAAGUUGGUUGUGGGUCAAUCAGCAGCUCGUAAAAAAACAAUGAGUUACUCUUGGCACAAAAUUUAAUAUUGAUAGCAAGAGUUUUUCAGUAAAGCAAAAUGUUUCACCAAACAAUGUUUUUGCUAUUUGAAACUUUGCAUACAACACCCAGGAGGCGUAUCUCUUUGACACAAGCUGUUUUUUUGUCAUCUACCUACCAGCAAUUUCUUUGCUACUAUUGCUGUGCUAAUUGCAAUAACAUGCGACCGCUAGUCAAGAGUAUCACUCACCCUAACGGACCUCUUGGGAAACACGUGCUUUCUUCAGCAGGUUCAAAGCAAAAUGUUUCACCAAACAAUGUUUUUUUCUAUUUGAAACUUUGCAUACAACACCCAGGAGGCGUAUCUCUUUGACACAAGCUGUUUUUUUGUCAUCUACCUACCAGCAAUUUCUUUGCUACUAUUGCUGUGCUAAUUGCAAACCCUAACGGACCAGUCUUGGGAAACACGUGCUUUCUUCAGCAGGUUCAAAAGGUCACAUCUGUAGGUUGUAAUUGGUUGAUUUUGAUCCAUGUUGUUUAAUUUGUUUCAUGGUAAUUAGGAUAGACAACUAACUUUCUCAGAAUGUAAUUAUCAUUUUCCUGUAAUCCGAUUGGUCGACAUUGUCUAGGUGGCCCUGGUUAUAGUAGUGAGUGACACACUGUAAAACAAUUAGUUAAAAAAGACACAGUUACGUGUUCGGAUGUGGCAGAUUCUGCAACAAUCAUCUUGUGGCAAAGGGAGGUUCCUUACUGUGCAGAAAGCAUAAGUCUAUAAUCAGCUUGUUUGUUUUCCUUUGCAGUGUUUAUGGGUGUCCCUACGUCCAAAAAUCCAGCAGACGAAGGACUGAUAGUGGAGGUAUUAGACAAUCUUAAUUUUGCUUGCUAAAGACUGAGGCCCCAGUUGUUCAAACGGUGGAUAGCACAAUCCAUUGGAUAAAUCACUAUCCAGGGGAUAAGUGUUAGGGAAACCAAUAAUAUUAUUGCUUUAACCACCGUUUGAACUGGGGCCGGUUGUCUGUUAACCGUUUAAGCCCCAAUAUCCGCAAACAAAUUCUCCAAAGUGAUCUCUAUACAUUUCCUUACAGAAUAAGUUGGGAGAAAUUGAUAAAAGAUCAGAGAUUCUUCUCUUUGUGAUCAUUUGAUUAAUUCUCAUAGAUGUUGUACUUGACAAUCUAUGGAUAUUGUUAGGAGAAAAUUGAUGUUGGUCACUAUUGGGACUUAAAGGUUUAAUUGGUUUAGUAUCUACUAAAUAAAUGUAGGGUGACAAUGGAUGUACAAUCCUCAUAAAAGAUUAUCAAGACAAAAAUCAAAUCUGAAUUUUGUCUCCAUCCUCUCAAGAAUAUUAGAGAAUCAAGCCUUUAUAACGAGUGUCAACUUACUUUAGAACAGUACUGGCUAGAAUAAUAUCAGUCAACUGAUCCCUAAAAAUUGAUGAACUGUCAGGUGGCAUUAAUUAAACUAUCAUUAUUUUAUUUGUUUUAUGCAGAUAGGGAUUAUGAUGGGGCUUCAGAAACAUCAAGGUGAUGAUUAUGGUCUUUCCUCUAAUUAAGAUGGGGGUUGGGCUGUUAUUGUCCACUCUCCUAAUUUCCAGCCUUAUAAAUAAAUACCGCCGUAUUUGAAAUUUUUUUCCACAAAGCUGAACUGUCAUGUGUAUCAGAUUUGUACAAGAGCCAUGAUGGCUCUUGAUUUUAAUUAGUAAGGUAAUUAAUAUUUUUUCCUAAAUUGUUGGUUAAACGAUCUUCUAUGUAAUAAUAAUGUCAUUUUCAGCCGUGUUAUGCUUUAAAAUUAAUUGCCAAGACACAUGUGAUGUAGGGAAAGCUUCACCUUCACAUUGCUACUAUUAAGCACAGAUUUCUUCUGAAAUCAUCUUGGAACUACUGCUCACAGCUUCCUUACCAGUGCUAGUACAGAAAAAAUACAUAGGACACAACUGAGAGGUGUAAAUAUAUAUUAACAUAAUAUGACGUUUUGAUUUGUUUGCAUCCAAUACUAUACAAUAAUUCAGUUAAAAAAUAUGGUAUGAGGAGGCGGCGUGGUCGAGUGUUUAGAGCACUGGACAAAUCAGAGGCCCCAAGUUGAAGUCCCGCUUAGCCUGUGUACAGACGUGCCCCCUCCAUCAGAAAAAAAUCGGGAGAAGAGGGAGGGGGGACGUCUGUACACAGGCUAAGUCCCGCUCUGACCUCUAGCUGGAUUUGUUCACGGUAUUCCCGAGUUGAAAUCCUCGGCCAUGCUUGUAAAUAGCCAGCUGGUUUGCCCUGGCCAGUUGGGUUUCUUAACCCUGUUAAGUCAAUUGAAUUAUUUGUUUAAGUCAUUUUCUCGGCCCCAGCAUUAGUGCUAUAAAUACUACCGAUGGUAAAAAACGGAAUUAUUGUUGGUAGUAUUUGACAAAACGUUCCCAUGAGCAUAGGUUCGGUCUUUAUGCUGCUUUUUAAUCAUCUCAGAUGUCCAACACCCGGAUGUGAUGGCUCAGGACACAAAUCAGGGUUAUUUGCUUCUCAUAGAAGGUAACUAUCUAAUUAGAAAUUCGAGCGUACUUAAAUUUUAUUUUUUAAAAUUUAAAAAUUUACACAUGCACUCGCAAAAAGAAAACCUGUUUAAAAAAAAUGCUUUUUGUGGAUUGUUGGAAUACUGACUGUCAGUAGCCCAUCUCACUAAUGUAGUAAGUGCUAGUUAAAACUGCUAACUUAGCAUGUGUGUAGAAAGAAGCAAUGUUUGUGAUCUCACAUGCUUGACACAAAGAAAAACUAAAGCUGAGUCUGCGAUAGGAUUCAAAUUCGUGAUAGUCCAUAGCAGUGUCAGGUGCUUCGGCCACUCAGCCACAGCUAACGCAAUUUUGGUAUUAACGAGGCCAUUUACUUGUAAAAUCUUUUGUUGCUUUGAAUUUGGCAAAUUGGCAGCUUCUCUUAGUACCGAGUUUAUAAUGGGGUUAACCACGGAACACUUUCCUUUGUAGCUCUAAGUAUCUGCAAUAAAAAGUUUGUGUGGUAAUUGUUUUCAAUACUUGAGUAGGCUACAUGUAUUCCUUCAUUUUCUUCCGGGAAGGUUGAGCGAACGCACCCGCAUAAAAUUUCCGAGAAGAAGCGAGACGCGGAGAAAGGAGAGAAUUAUCCUUUCCUUACGCGUGUCUCUUUCUCCGCGGGUAGCGAUUUUCCACGCGUUCUCACGUGUUUCGCCUUCUCUGCUUUUCCUGAGGUAAAUGGUGGACUACUCGUUGUCGAAUAAGUGAGCACCACUACAGUGAACCCCCUUUUAACAUAGAUCAUCAGGUAAAUUAAUUACUGAACCAUUUUCUUGAAAUGUCUUUCCAUUUCAGCCUUUAUGGGUGCCCCAGGAGGAUUUCUGUGGAAAAAACUAAAGAUGGUAACCACUUACUCCCGUUGCGCUUAAGUUAACUUAACUCAUGUUUAUGUGAUAGCUAAGAAAUGUUUUCUGGAAGGGAAAGCGAUGUUUGUUUCCUUUCAUCAUGUAAUGCUGUUUGUAACCCUGAACUAUUAUCCUGAAUUGAGGUGGUGAAACCUAGGGCACUUUCCAUUUGUCAGAACUGACCGGCCAGACCAUUCGUGUAGUAUUUUAAUUAAUGCCAUCCAGCAAAAUCAGUCAAAUCCUAAACAGUAUGCGCGAAGGAGAUGGUUUUCAUUACAAACUCUUGGAAGAAGCUUAUUUCAUUGUCGAAAUGACUGGUCCGGCCACAGUCCAGCUGGCCCGUUCUGACUUUAGGAAAGCGUCCCUAGUGGGCAGCCGAGAGUGACCAACUGAUUUGUGACUAUUAAUAGGCUGAUUUAGCAACAGAAUGGGAACGUCAUUUGACGACGGGAAAGCGCGCGAAAACGACUAAACUCGACUUCCGGUGCUCAAUUUGCCGCUCUGCCAUUACCUUUUUUGUGGGGCCGGAGCAAAGAGAAGUGAGCAGAAAAAGACCGCGAGGGGGUGGGGUAGGGGGUGUAUUUCCUUUCGCGCUCUCUUACUUCGCUGCGCACUCCACUAUCCGAACGCUUGGAACAGGGUAAAUAUACACUGUUCCCUUCCUUUGGACAAAGUGGUGAAAUUCUACUGCAUUGAACUCUUUUGCUUAGUACCUUAUUAUGUGAAUUGCAUUGCAUUCGUUGCAAUAAAGCCUUGGGAAUGAACAUAGCCCUGAAAGGAUAAAGUUUAAAUGGCCAGCUGACCAGUUUUUUAGUUUGCAGUGGUGGCGUUUGAAGGGAAAGUAGUCUUUUUAGCAGAUUUAGCACCUACCGUUGAGACUCCAUGAGCGACCACCUCUCGUAAGCGACCACCUCCCGUAAGCGACCGCCAAUCCAAAACAACAAAAUUUUCCCAGUCAAUGCCCUAUAAUAAAAACUCUCAUAAGCGACCGCGGCCACUUUGUUGCUUGAUGGUUUUAUAGUUUUUCUUUAUUUUUAACCUCUUGUAAGCGACCACUUGACGCAUAAUGCGGGCUCUUUGUUCGCGGUAUGUACCACGACACUCAGAAUAAAUUAUACGAAGAACUUUCAGUGACAACAUGGAACCACACGUAUACGUAACGUUAAAAUUGCAUGCAAUAAAUUCUCUGCCAAAAAGUAGAUGUGUUGGGACUUAUUCUCGGAAGGGAGCCCUGUGGUUCAAUUCUCUUAAGCGACUGGUUCCCGUAAGACCAAUAAAUCCUCGCAUUUUAGGUGGUCGCUUGCGGGGGGUUCGACUGUACUCAUUUAUCAAUUUGCUUAACAUUUUUUUUCGCUUUUCUUGUUUAGGCAAGUCACUAGAUGACAAUGGCCCUAGGUAAGCCUAAAAACCAAGAAAGUGUAAAUAAGCCAGUGAGACAGGGUUCAACAGUUUGUUGAUAAAUAAGCUUACAGCUUCACUCGGUCUAUAACAAGAUGUACAAACAAAAAGAAAUGAUAAUACAAAAUUUUUGUUGAGGCGAUAGGAAAGAAGUUUAGUACCAAAUAUCAAAAUUGCUUUCACAAGAUUGUAAUCAUCUAGCCAAAAUAAACGUGUAUGCAGAAAAUAAACUGAAAAUAAAAUACUGUGAAAACCACCUAUAGAAUGAUUUAGCACCCUGUAUGAAAUAUUUCCUCAGAUGUCCUACCCCUGGAUGUGAUGGUACAGGUCACAGGACAGGAAUGUACACAUCACAUAGAAGGUAGGUUCGUCACUUGUGUGUUUAAUCAAAUCUUGUAUGAAGAACACCCAAAUUAUCAGACUAGAUACAAAGCUGAUCUCUUAAUUUUGACUUAAAUAGUUGUCUGAUAAAAGAGUCUACGGUUAAGUUAAAUUGGGCCUUAAGUAUACCUAAGCUCACACCGAUAGAAACUUGGUAAUUCACGGGCUUACCAGACAUUUUAUGGAAACACUGAUUAAUUAGGGACAUUACGAUCUGACAACGGCGCUGAAAUCGUCACUGAAAAGAUGAGUUCGCGUCCAACUGGCUCAGUCUUUUAAAAAAUGGGGCUGAAGAAGGAUGAAAGCGUAGAAUUUAUCGCUCUGCCGUUGACACCCUCAAGAAAAUUUACAAUGUAGUCAUUUCACGUCGUUGUGGAGAGAUGGACUUGAAUUGUGCGCAGAGUUGUUGUUUGCUUAUUGAACUUAUCGCUUUCUGGACAUUUUCGUUGCCGUCGUCGUCGCGGUGGGGAAGCUCCCCGAAGGGGGGGUACUCCCAUACAUUACCUAUACGAGUAUGUGCCACCCAACGGGGUCGUGAUUUUGAAGCUCCUGAUUUAGAACGGGGUAUCCAUUUCAGAGGCGUUUUCUAAAACGGGGUAUAAUAUUUCGAAAGCGCGAAAGCUCCAGUUUUGUUAGCAGCCAUUUGAAUUUAUUCAAGGACAGAUUGCUUUUAAUAACACGGUUCAAUGCGUUAACAAGCAAACUGUUGUACUCUUGUUGCACCCUAGAACGGAGUAUAAAAAAUUGGCCCAUUUCUAGAACGGGGUAUCAGUUUUAGAGCUAAUUCUAGAACGGGGUAUAAAAAAUUGGCCCAUUUCUAGAACGGGGUAUCAAUUUUAGGGGAAAUUUUUUUUAGAACAGGGUGCCAAUUUGGAGUCCCGGGCGGCACAUACCCACCCAAAAAAUACCCAAGUGCCCCCCCGGGGGGAAGCUUUAGCAACGACGACGGCGACGGCAAUGAGAACGUCAAAAAAAGCGAUAGGUUGAAUAGACAAAACAACAACUUUGUCAGUACAUCACGCUUUUCAGUUUUGUACGUUUAUUUGCUGUCUCUGCACGACUACGACGUGAAAAUACCUUAUUUCACGUUUUAUGGAGGACGUUAACAAGCUACGACGAAUAUUUCUUUCUCUUUUUAAACUUAAGUGCGGUCUCCAAGAAAUCAGAACGUAAUUCGCCUACAUUUUCAGCUAAAUGGAAUAAACUCGACAAAGUGUGAAAAACGCGAAUUCAUUAUAAGGUGACGUUUUCUCUGCCGUGGCCGUCGUCUUCGCUAAAGCGUCUUAGUUUCGUAAGGUUUUCUUAACUCAAGAGACCCCUUUAUAAGAUCUACGCCUCCCUUUCACCGCCCAGGCAGAGUUAGGCUGAGAUGAUCUGUCAUUUUAACUUUCCCAUCUGUGGAUGAAAUCCUAUGAUGUUGCUUUGGUAGACGUUCUGUAUGGUUCUGUUGAAAUGUUUGAAGUUUUUUAAAAUUUUUGCGUAUUCAAUCGAACAGUAAUUUCCUUUCCCUUUCUGUUAUCAGAUGAACUCCUCUCUGAGAUAACAUUAUUUAUGGCUGGCCCCAAUGGUAUCCGUGCUAGAGAGAGUUGACCUCAAUGCAAAAAAAGAGCCAUAAAACUCUGCCACGGCAUUAGUCAGGCUUGCUCGAAUCGAUGGGGAGGUCGUUUUUGAUAGUAUGGUGUUAUUAUUGAGAUGAUCAUAGCAAAAGGGUGGCCAUAUAAUUAGGGUGGUUAGAUGACAGGGUUUAAAAACGUCGCUGUUGCUAUGAUCAUUUAGUCUGUCAGGUUGCCCUCUUGCCAAUAGUCAGAAGUCAUCAUCUCGGCAGUGCCGGAGUCCACCAGCCACACCUCCACACAAGAAAGGUAUGUCGCUUCGUGGCCAAUAAAGCCCAAAUAUAGAGAAUCGUGCUUUGAAGUUGACGCGUAACUAGCCGACCUCAUCUUCUGAUGAAGUCUAGCAGUAAGCAGUCGAAACGUCGCGAACUACAUCUCAAGUGACUGCAUCGUGAAAUAAACCGCUAUAAUGAUUAGAUUAUUAUUUAAUCAUUUGAAGUGUCUAGACUACAUUCCAUUAAUUUUUUUUUUGACAUUUGACGUUAUGGUCCACACUUUUUCCUGUCAAAUCCCGUGCUGCUGAUCUUCCUAGUGCUACAUUUCCAAUAAAUUCUUGGUAAAUCCUAGAACUCAGCGCUUUUUGCUAAUUUGAACCAUUCACAAGUAGCAAAUAAACUAAGUCAACCAACAAGGUCAUUAAUUCAUUCUGCUUUGUUUCGCGACAGAUGGUCCAGAAAUCCGAUUUGACAUUCUGUUGACAUUGUCAGUUUUCUUCAGCUGUUAGUUUACCUCUUUAGAUUGUAUUUUGCAAACUUAAAGUGCACUCUAACUGAAGUCUUGGUCAUAGCCGUUUAGUCACCAUGCAUCAGCUCUGAUACACCCUGUUCGCCAUAGAGCCUCUAGUAGAUCAGUGGUUAGAGCGUCCGAACUAGAACUCGGAGGGUCGUGAGUUCGAUUCUCACCUGGAGCUCGGAAUUUUUUGCUGAGCUUUCUGGUGUAAGAAUUCUCCUUCUUCCAAAUUAUUCGUUGUAAAUUACGUUUAGGCUGUGUUCGUUUGGAAUGAAACGUUUCUUUCUAAACCGGUUGAUUUGGUUGAAGUACAAUACUUGUGACUUGGCAUAAGUAACUCCAGCUUUCAUGUACACGACCGCAAGAGGUAUGCGGGCAAAUUGGGACAUUGUUGCCCCUCAAUAUGUCAGGUGUGACAGCACAUCCCGCCCAACCCAUGCAGCGAGUCCUUAGACUUGGUUAUAGAAAGUCGUUUAGGGAAGGAAGGACGGUUGGGUUUGCCUACUUAACCAGUGUUUCGCAUUCAGUUUUUACUCUUCGCUAGCAUAUUUUGCGCUUCUCUGUCGUCUUUUGCCGCUCGACGACGUCUUGAGCUAGGGUUAAAGGAGAAAAAAGUAAUUCAACCAAAUUAACACAAAAGCAACACUCCACCAAGCGAAAACGAUUUCUAAUACAACACAGCCUUAUUUUUCCAGCUUUAGUAAGAAUUGGCUUCUGCUAUUUUCAGGUUGUGCGCCAAAAUACCUUCUCACAGACAAAUCCUCGCCGCAGGAGAGUCCAACCUCCCCAGACUCGGGAAUAUCAUCUGCUUCCAGCACUGAAGACAAUUCCGCCAAAAAAGAACUCAAUUUUGAAUCAGACACUAAAGAGACGUCCUCUGUUUUUACUUUCCCGAAAAGCAAACCACCUAAAAUAAAAAAGGAGCCUCAGUCAGAAACGUGUACAACAACAGCACCGGCCGCAAAGCUUCCAGAACAUUCCAUGCCAAGCAUCAUUACAGCAACUGCAGCCGUCGCCGUCGCGAAUUCGGUCAUGAGCGGUAAUCUGGUUUCUUCAUCAAAACAAUUGUCUUCAUCACAGGAGAGUUUAGCAGGCGAUCUUGUGGAACCAACAGUCAAAAGGGAGCCGAUUGAUGGCGAAGAAGAGGAUGAGUACAGUGAGGAGGAUGAUGCAGACUCGGAGAUGAGUUCAGAUGAGAUGUGUCUGGAAGCUAAAGAAGUGGUCAAUUACACGUCUGAUGAGAGUAAUUCUGAUGAAGACGACUUCAGGAAAGAUGAAGACGAUUCUGAUUAUGGAGACAAAAAAGGUAACCUUGACAAACCUUACCCUGUGUCGCGGUCAUGGGCGGGACCCGCCGUACCACCACGUCUGUCUUUACAACCUUUUUUCUUACCGCUAACUUAAGUCCAGUCCUUACUUUUUCUACAACCCCGUUUUGACAACCACUGGCCACUUUUCGGUGACCAGAGUCGUUAUUAUUUGUAUCAUCUGCAUAGAGAGCUUAAACAACUCCCGUGGUGACGGCAGCGAAAUCGUCACUUAGAAGCUGACCGAUAGAAAUGUCCCAUGCAGAGGUGGUCAAUACAGUUUGAAAGGGUUGGGAAGAGCAUUUUUUAGUGUCAUAUCAUGUAUUCAACUGUUCAUCAUAUUUGAGUUUACAAACUGAAGGUCAUAAUCUCGUUUUUGAAUUUUUUUUUUCUUUUACAGGUUCCUCAAGGUUCAUUGGGUAUGUAUUUAUUGUAUAGUGUUUUAAUUAUCAAACUCAAAUCUGCAUUCCUGAGCCCAUUUAAGCGAGAUUAAAAUGAAAUAUGACUGUUAUGUAUUUAUCUGGUAAAGAAGUAAUGGUUCCAUAAAUUUCAGCUUUCUUUGUCGUUUAAUGUAUAAAAGACAAAACGUCAAAAACUUUAAGUUUCACUAGAAUGGUAGUUUCGAUGUCUUAACAAAAUAAAAAAUCACUGAAUUCGCUAAAGUACAAUCCAUCCCUAAGUUUCAUCUUUCCCUGAAUAACUACUACCUCUGUUUUGCUUCGCGAUUCAUUUUAUCCAACAUAACUUCACUUACACUUUGCAUUUGGUUGCAUCUAGAAACAUUUUACCAAAUUAGCGCAGAGAGAUUUUCGUAUUAACAGCUGUGAAAGUGUUUGCGCUGCACUACCUUUUAGGAAAGUCCUUUUUAAGCAGUGUUCUCUCUUUUGUUUCAGUUGUCCAACAGAGGGCUGUGAUGGAUCAGGUCAUGUUAAUGGUCGGUUUGCCAGUCAUCGCCGCCUCUCCGGUUGUCCAAGAGUUCUAAGGAACACGCCUCUGCCUAAAACCCCAGUGAAGCGUGAAUAUGGUAAAGGUUUUUUGUUGUUUUUCUUUUUAAAAAUGCAACGAAAAGAGAUUAGUAAUGCUUUACUUUGAUUGGCUAAAACUCUCCCGCUCCUUUGCCACAUUCUCGCACUUAUUUCCGCGAUUUCUGGCUUCAUGUGUUUGCUUCGAGUUGUGAUUGGUUAAUUUGAUUGCCAGCAGUAAUUCUGAUUAUGAUUUUUUGGUUGCUGUUUUAAGUGAUUAAAGCAAAACUGCUCUUUUUAGAUGGAUCGAUGCUAAUUACAAGAUUCGUACAGGGGGUAUUGAAAACCUGGAAAGACAUGAAAUUUAAAAAGUGACUUGAAACUGGAAAUUACGUCUUUUUAUUUGCAGGUCCUGAUGGAAAGCCGAAAGAGCUUCUUUGGUAAUUAACUUUCUAAACUACUUGUCUCUCAAAAGAAGUUUCAAUUUGCAAUAUUGCGCCCAAUGUUUCACUCAACGUGGCUACAUUCUGUUGCAUUUCUUGCCCACAAAAUUGGCGCAACAUUUGCUGGAACGCCACCAAGGGAAAGAGAGGCAAACUUUCACUUGUCCAAAGCGGUUAAUUAUGAACGUAAAUUUCGUUAGCUUGCGGCCCAAGAUUUAAAGCUUUGUCACUCCAUUGCACGCAACGUUACAGAUAGUAGAUACCCAACGAAACGUUUUCGUGCCUUAAUUUCAAGAUUGGACAAGAGAUGAAUGUUUUUGCGCACUUAAUUAAAAUUAGUGAUAUUUGCUCAACUGCAGAUUGCUCAGAAUUUAGGCAGUUAACUAAACCAUAGUUAAUUGAGUGGAAUGGUUAUGAAACCCGUCAGACUCCUUUGUUAUAUGUUUUUGUGGACCUGAAAGUGCACAACGUUCAAAAUAAUUCCUAUCAUUUUGAUUGUAUUGACCAAUAAAAACGUUGCAUUAAUUUAUUCCGUAACAAUUUGCCAACAGAAAACAAAGGAUUGUGCACUUUCACGGUGCUUUGAACAUAAACUACAGCACUGUUGUUUUUAUCAUUGAUGUUUGCCGCUUUUCAUAACCAGUCUCCUCUAAUAACUAUGACUAAACCUAGUUUUUUUCGUUUUUGUAGUUGUCCCACCCCCAACUGUGAUGGGAAGGGUCAUGUAUCUGGUCAAUAUGCUACUCACAGGAGGUAGGUGUAUUUUUACGGGUUUACAGCUGCGCCUAAUGCUGUGUUCACACUCAGGUGAAACAUCUUUCAGAAAGAACUAGCAAGAUGAAAUAAAUUCGUUUUCUCAGGUGUACACUGGAGUUAAAUACGGUUGAAUUUCCUCGUAGACUUGCCUGCUGAUGGUUUAAGUAGGGUGAAUAUCAUCGUGCCAGUGAGUGUAAGUCCUGAGCAGGACAAAAACGCUUUGUAUUCGAUAAUGACUUUCACCACCCGAACUUUAAAAAACAAACCACUCGUUAAAUUUUUUAUCAAACAAUGCAGUGGAGUUAUAAACGAUUUUUAGAAUUCGUUUGCUUGCUGAUGUAGGAAUCGGACUCAGGAAUACUCCACUGGUCGAACGUCGGUAACUGUCACGAGCCCGUUCUGUUCUGAAUUCAAGAAUACUCACCAAACCGAUCACAUCCAGCCUUCUUAUGAAAUGAUUUUGGUGUUCGUGCCUUUAAACGUUUGCUACGCUUUCAUCAACACGUUCAUAUAUCAUUGCAAAUAAGCCACCCAUCGACAUUCCGGUACUAGAAGUAUGCAAGAUGUUUGUCACAUGAACCUCGUUUAAUGGCCUAAGCUCACACCAGUCUUCUGUAGCUCAUUGCUGGAGCAUUCGUAAUUGUAACCGGCAGCUAAUACGUUCAACUCUUGUUGGGAGAGAUCAGAUUUUUCGGGCUAGUCUCCUGUGUCACUUACUAACUAGAAACAUCAUUUCUACUUAAAAAUGUCUGUCAGCCUCAAGUUACCAGAGGAACCCUUUGUUCUACUAUUUCUAACUGAAUAAACUUGUUGUUGUUUUGUUCAAAUGAGCAUGUUUUGUUGACGUGCUGAGAACAUGAUAACAGAAUAUGGACCUCAUCACUUGCCUCAUUUCUCUCCGUUUCUUUCAGCUUAUCAGGGUGCCCACUGGCGGCCAAGAUGCAACAACAGGAACACCAAGAAGUUAGGUACAUGUAUGUGUUAGUUAAACACAGUGAGUAGUUGUUAUUUUUUGGUGUUUUCUCUGAGCGUUGAAUUAAUUGUUGCCUCGCCUUCUGUUGUCAUGUAGGUGCCCCACUGUUGGCUGUGAUGGAACAGGUCACGUGACUGGAAAAUACUCGUCACACAGAAGGUAGAUUAGAUAUAAGUUUAGUUAACGAGAAAAAUCCCAAAAGUUACUACUUCUAAGAUAAGAUUAUUAUCAAAUUUUUCACUUUGAUUAAUCUAACCGUUUCAAACUUUGGCUUGUCAAUGUCAUUUUAAAGGGAAUAUUUCAGCAGGUGUGGAACAUUUUAAAUGUAAAGAAACUCCAGCUAGGUUUUCAAUUUAAGGAAUUAAAAUUAAACUCACCAACUGUGAGAAAUAAUUGAAAAAUAGUGGCCCAAAAUGUAAGUCGCUUAAUAGGCGUAGAAGUAAAAUAAAUUUUAACCGUUCGUGGAAACAAAGUUUCGUCAGAAUUUUUUGGUCAACUGUAAUACACUUCAAUUCAUGUAAUCCUCGUCCUUGUUCGCCUUUUUUUUCCCGAUUUUCUCUGUAAAUUUUUUUAUUCAGACCAGUGUAACAUCGCCCAGCAGUCGCUAGCAUUUGAUGGCCUAUUUCUGUGACACGGAACUUGGGACAGUAAAAUGUCGAUACUUUAACAGAACUCUUUCAUUUUACGGAAUAACUUUCCCCUCGUCCGUAUACUCUCCGACACGCGACCUCAAGUGGUCUUUGUCAAAUCUACUUGCUACGCUUUUCUCCUAUUUGAAAACGUAUGGUGACCGUGCGUUCUCAGGCUGUGCUCCAAAACUAUGAAACUCUUUGCCUCUUGAAUUAACAAACUCCUCUUCGGUCAGUAUCUUUAAGAAUAAGUUGAAGACGUCUACUUAGGUUUGUUUUUUCAAGUAAACGUUUUUGCCCCUUUUUAUAGUUGAUGUCUUGUGCUUGUAAAUUUGAAAGUUUUUACUUGUAAUUUUUAAUUUUUUGUACAUACUUUGUAAAUCGCCGUAGAACCUUGGGGAUUUUGGCGCUAUAGAAAUUGAAAUUGUAAUUGUAAUUGUCUUUUUAGUUUGUCAGGUUGUCCAUUGGCACCAAAGCUUGCUCUUCAGAAUGCCGAAGCAGGUACGUUUCUUUUCGAACUUUCGAUACUGAAAUAUCGGAUUUUAGGGCAAUUUUUUUAUGUUGAGUUGCGUUACUAGACACUCCCAUGACCGCGUUCAAAUCAUGAAUAUACACUUGGGGAUGAAUCAGUGUCAGCAUCAGAUGGCUGAUGAUUAAACGGAGAAUGAUCACUUUUUUUUUUUUUAAUUUUUAAGUAGGCUUUUAUUGGGUUGAUUUUGCCAAGGAGUGCUAUGUCACGACCGAAAAGUCGACCUCGUCGGAGACAACCUUUCAUUUCUCCUAACCUACAUCCUUUCAUUUUUGCUUUGUUUCUUAGGUGACAAACAGUCCGACAAACAAGGACCCACGUGAGUAAUCGUGAUUAUUUAGUGCUAAUUUUUUAGGGAGUGAUUUACCCUCAGUAUAACAUCAUCGGGAAUCGGUGCUUUCAGUGGGAUUUUUAGGGACUUCCUUGGACAUCCCACUGGCAUUUUUCGGCGUAGUAUGAGAAUACAACUGCCACUCAUCGCUCCCAACCGCUGGGGCGUCACCAGUUGUGGGGAGCUAUGAGGGGUAGCUGUAUUUGCAGGUUAAGAACAGGCGGGGGGGGAGGGGGAGGGGGCUGCUUAUGAAAUGUUGCAUUUUAGCCUUAUUUAACCCGGUCCUAUACUUACUUUUACAGGUGUCCUACUCCAGGUUGCGAUGGAACAGGACAUUCCAGCGGCCAGUUCAGCACCCACAGAAGGUUAGCUCGUGUUAGAUUGUUCGGCAGCGAUAGGGGUAGCAAUAACGUUAUAGUAGGAGAGCUGCUUAAAAACUGUUUGGGACAUGGAACUGUCUUAAGAAAGUAAAUUUGGCUUUGAAACAUACAGUGGACCUUGGCAAGAAAGAAGAACGCCAAUUUAUUGGCAUGUUUGUUACCGGUGUUGCUGCAUACAUCUUGCUUUAGUUUUUGGGUCACUUUCUGGUUAGAUCGAUGUGUUUCAGUUUUCAAUACCCUUCGCUUAUUUAUCGUCUUUGUUGCUUCUACUCCCUCGUUUUGUAGUUUGUCAGGAUGCCCGAUGGUUUCCCCGUCAGAGAAGAAAGUUCUCAUGAGACAGGAAGCAGAAUCCAAGUUACUGGCUCAAGCCAAUGCUAGCAGAGACUCUGAACCAGUCAGGCUGGUCAAAGUACGCUCGGGAAAAGGUAAGGCGCACAGAAAAAAAAACGUUGUGAUUCGAUAAUCUUCCUCCAAGUGCCCCGAUUCGAGUAGUCGCACUGUAAAAAUACGGUAGUUAGCCUAGCCAAAUUCACGAAGGUGACUCUUUGAGAGUUUGGCAUGUUGCGUCUUUACGAAGAAGCAAGUGUGUGACACGCGUUAUGAAAAAGCGCGUGGAGAUACAUUGUAUAGGUUUUCGGCACCAGGGUGUUUUAUUUAUAGGUUAUAAUUCACAAAGGCUUCCCAUCACAGUGAAUGUGCGUGUCCCGUGUUGAAAUAUUUAAUAACGUUAUUAACGAGAAAUGUACAAGGUUUACGGAUAGUUUUACUUUUUGCGACAACCGUGGCAAAACUGAUGCAGUUUUCAAGUGGUGCUCUAUUUUGUCAUGUUUACUACUUUCAUUUACCGUGGUCUUUUUUCACAUUUUUUCUGUACUACCUUACACCUCUGCAGGACACUGCAAGAUGGGUCAGUCACAAAUUUGUAGUGGCAAUCAACUGAGUACAAUUAAUGUUAGAUAGGCAGUUUGCAGGUAGACAGCACAUGGCAAGCUAUGAAUGAUAAAAGACCUUCCCAGAAAGGAUAUAUUUCAUGGAUAAACCGUAAAGGGCCGACGCGGUGUACAGUCAGGCAAGUUAGUUAGGUAGCAAGUUCGUUGUUUUUUGAGUAAGAUUCCAUCGAGUGUUUGACAAUAUACAAGUACGAAACUUUCUUUUGUUUGUUUGUUUCUUUUGGCAGCUCAACAGGAAAUUGAGAAAGUGCGUGCUUUGGACAAAGAAAUCGACGUCCUUCAGACUUCGAAUCAAGAGUGCGAAAAACUGAAUAAGGAGCUGGAUUCCGAGAUUAGCCGCCUUGAGCAACGACUUACUGUUUGCAAGGAAGAGACUGCGAGUGAUAGGUAAGGGGAAAAAUCUAAGUGAAACGUUGCUAGGCAAUACUUUCCAGUGGUGGUGCCAGAAGGGAACUGGGGCCGAAAUGCGUCUCGCAAUUGUUUGUGGAAUCGUUAUUAGGCACGCUAGGAACAGUCCCAGAAGUCUUUGCGUAAGUUAACUCGACCCAGUCUCCUUCUCGUAUUUUUGUAAGAUCGGAUGGUCAGUCAGCUGACGGCAAACUUCUUAAGGGUCAGCAUUCAAGAAAGAGAUGGUCAUGCGAAGUACAUUCGAGGUCAUGAGAAAGACGUAACGAGUCCGAGACGAAGUAGAUUUCUGAGCAACUUCUAUUUAUUCUUAGCCCGUCACGUGCAACGUGCGAGAAAAGAAAUUGGUCACGCGUGCAUUUGGCGACGCCGCUUGUGUUACGCGUUCCCCUCGGCUGACUCAAGAGAAAAAUGUGAUACUUCUCGCAAUAAAGAGACAAAUACGGGCCCUUUUUGUUUUGUUCUGUAAUGCGUCUCGAAGGCCCAUUUCAAACGUCAAACUUUUCAUGUACUGAACGCGAUACCUGUUUAGGUCGGUACAAGUUCGACGGUUGAUUCAGACGUCGAACUUUCGGACUCAAUUAGUUUUCACGGUGUACAAUGGUCUACAAUGCUUACCAGUGAAACUAAAUUAUAGUAAUUUUUGCUUUAGGUUCGGCACAUAAAAAGUUCGACGUUUGAAACUAAGUCGCUCUAUUGUCGAAAUUCUUCUGUGAGCCACUCGAUCCGACGUGAAACGUCGAUCUUAUCUUUUCCUGUACUGAGUUGAAGGUAUUGGGUUCGAUACAUGAAUAGUUCGACGUUUACACUGGGCCUAAGUUUUGGAUUUUGUAGGGAACACUUACAACGUUUUAAAAUUAACCCCUUCAUUUUGUUUUUCAGGCACAGGACAGGCGUGGUUGAGACUAAACUGGCCGUGAUUCAGACCCGCUUCAUCGCUUCGCUUUCCCACGUACAAAUGCCGGACAUUGGCGUUAAACUGACUUUCGACUCAAUGGAUAAGUAUGUUGAAAAGUUGCAGCAAAUUAUUGAAGAAAGCUCUGCAGAUUACAGAGGCCUUAUUGCAGAGCUUAAAGAAGCUUUAUCAGAUUUUAAGUUCUAG